AUGAAGACGACGGAGCCUUUGCUUAGCCACAAAGACGGCAAUGGUGACGUCACCGCCGCCUUGUUGUUCGCCACCUCUGCCGCCGUCUUCGCCUCCUUUAGCCUCGGCUGCGCCGCGAGCUACUCGUCGGCAGCAAAGGAUGGGAUCAAGGAAGAGUUGGGGCUCUCCCUUGCAGAGUAUUCGGUUUUCGGCUCGUUUUUAACACUCGGAGCAACCAUCGGUGCUUUAUUUAGCGGAAACAUAACGGAUUUAAUCGGUCGAAAGCCGACGCUAUGGUUCACCCAAUCACUCUUCAUCAUCGGUUGGCUCGCAGUAGCGUUUGCUAAGGCUGUUUGGAUAUUGAACUUUGGAAGACUCUGCUCGGGAAUUGCUGUUGGAAUACUCAGUUACGUUAUUCCUGUUUACAUAGCCGAGAUAGCACCCAAAAACAUCAGAGGAAGAUGUAUAUUUGCCAAUCAGUUAUUUCAAAAUUGUGGGAUGGCUGUUGCGUAUGCAAUCGGAAAUUUCGUAUAUUGGAGAUCGUUGGCAUUGAUAAGCGUUGUACCUUGUUUUGUUCAAGCUUUGGCUAUGUUCUUUGUUCCCGAAUCUCCAAGAUGGUUGGCGAAAAAUGGUAGGGAAAAGGAGUUUGAAAAUUCUCUACGAUUCCUCAGAGGAAAGGAUGCUGAUAUUUCUAAAGAAGCCCAAGAAAUUAUUAAUUGGGUUAAAGCACUUGACAAAGUCCCACGAUCGAAGUUUCUAGAUUUGUUUCAGAAGAGAUACAGCCAUUCACUCACGGUGGUAAUCGGAUUAAUGCUUCUGCAACAAUUAAGUGGAAGCUCCGGCAUAGGUUUUUAUGCAAGCUCCAUUUUUCAAAAAUCCGAUUUUCCCGUAAGCCUCGGAUCGACGGCGAUUGCUGUUUUGAUGGUACCAAAAGCAUUUUGGGGUCUAUUUCUUGUGGAUAAAUGGGGACGAAGACCCCUUCUUAUGGUAUCUGCCACAGGAUUGUGCCUGAGUUGUUUGCUUCUUGCGGUUUCCUUUACACUACAGGCAUUGGAGUUAUUGAAGGGAAUCACUCCCAUUAUGGCAUUCGUGGGUGUUGUGGGAUUUACCGCAACAUUUGCAUUAGGAUUUGGAGGACUGCCAUGGAUCAUAAUGUCAGAGAUAAUUCCUCUGAACAUCAAAGUUACAGCAGGAAGUGUUGCCACCUUUGCGAAUUGGUCAACCAGUUGGGUCAUCACUUACACUUUUAAUUUCCUCUUAGAGUGGAGCCCUGCAGGAACGUUUUAUAUAUUUGCCGGUGUAUGUGGAGCAAGUAUUUUGUUCGUAUGGUCGAUAGUUCCCGAGACCAAAGGGAAAACCCUAGAAGAAAUACAAGCUUCAUCUGUUUGCUAAAGGGUUUCAACCAUUAUCGUCGCAAUCUUCCCAAUCCGAAUUCGAGUCCUCGUUAAUUUUGUAUAAGAUUCGCUUUACCAACAAAAAUAUGUAGAUUUAAUAAUAAUGGGUCUUUUUGCUAUGUGUUGUUAACUUGUUAUUGAUGGCCUUGUGAAUACU
Tarenaya hassleriana is the source of this 1530-nucleotide messenger RNA. RefSeq names its product sugar transporter ERD6-like 17. NCBI's taxonomy places the organism in Eukaryota, Viridiplantae, Streptophyta, Magnoliopsida, Brassicales, Cleomaceae. The record is from RefSeq and is a predicted model, not a curated record. Gene Ontology annotation, molecular function: sugar transmembrane transporter activity. The coding region runs from base 1 to 1371 and encodes 456 amino acids. Gene Ontology annotation, biological process: carbohydrate transport; transmembrane transport. The transcript has 18 exons. Gene Ontology annotation, cellular component: membrane.